Molecule: messenger RNA, 5620 nt
Organism: Notolabrus celidotus (New Zealand spotty)
Lineage: Eukaryota; Metazoa; Chordata; Actinopteri; Labriformes; Labridae
Gene: znf592
Product: zinc finger protein 592
Exons: 9
Coding region: 217-3933 (1238 amino acids)
Source: RefSeq, a predicted model, not a curated record
CCGCCUCUUGUCUGCAAGACCUCGUUGAGGGCAUGAAACUCCCAAACAGGAAAAAGAAAACCAAGUAAACGCUAGUAGCUUGUAGCCUAGCUAUGGAACCCUGCAACAGACACACAUUACUGAACCAGUGAACACCAGCAGUUAAUUCACCAUCCACCUUAUUAAAGAGAAAUGAUAAUAGUACCUGGAUCAAAUGGUUGAUGAAACUGAACAGCCAUGGGUGACAUGAAAACCCCAGAUUUUGAUGAUCUUCUGGCUGCCUUUGACAUCCCAGAUGCCACAGGGUUGGAUGCCAAAGAGCCCCUACAGGGAAGUCAUGAGGAGACAGAGAGUCAGCUGAAACACACAGGGAUAUGCCUGGAUGACAGCUUGUUGAGUAACAAGGGUGUUGCAACAGCAGAUAUCCCUGCUGUAAGUGUUAUUGUGAAAAACACAAGCCGCCAGGAAUCACUGGAAAGUUUUGGACCGGCACUGCAAAAUGGAUUCAGCGGGCAAGACGAGCCCUCUAUUGACUCUGUUGAGACUCCGGACGCCGAUUUAUCCAAAUCAUUUGUCUCUGCAUUGAAUGGGGAGGAUUCAAGAGAACUUCUUGGAAAGGCUCCUGUUCAGCACAAACCCGAUGGAACACCUAUAUUCUCUCAAUCCCUCUCUCAUUUUAGUCCCAUCUCCAGUCCAGAGUCUGAAGAUGCUCGAAGUAGUGGAGGUCAAAAGCACCCUGAGAAACCCUGUUUCCCAGAGGCUUCAGUCUUGCUGGAACCGUCAGUCGCAGACAACUCAAAAAACCUGGACCUCAGUGUGUUUGAUGACUGUCCCAAGGGCUCUGAUAUCCCCAAGAGUAAUGAGAGGACAGUAGCACAAAGUGAAAGAAGUAAGGAGCCCUCUGACAUCUUAGCCAGUCAUGAAACGGAUAAAACACUCGGGAUACAUAGUGCACUUCCUCCAUCAAAUAGUAAUCACAGCUUUACUGAUACAGACUGCAAUUCAGGAACCACAGUAGAUAUUUCUGCAUCUUAUCCUCUCGACAAAUCUCAGACAGCUAAACUAUCCUCCUGCCUUGAGGCCCUGGUGGCUCUGAAUGCUAGAAAAGAUCCCAGAGAGUUCUCAACAGGUCAGAAUGAAUGCAUGAAAGCGAGCCCCAACGUGCCCAUUUCCCCAAGAAGCCCCAGAAGUCCACUUGAAGCUGUGAAACGGUUAGUAAAACCCUCUGAUAGUCCUGUAAGUAUCUGCAGUGACAGUAGUGGCAAGGUGUCCCCAGCAGUGGCAUCAGGGUCGCCUGCUGCCAUACCCAGGGUCAGAAUUAAGACCAUCAAAACCACAUCUGGACAGAUCAAGCGCACAGUCACUAGUGUGCUACCAGAUUCAGAGACAGAUGAGAUUCAUUCUGCAUAUGAAUCUUCUCCCUCACGGAGUAUUAGUGAAGACUCUUACUGUAAUAUGUCUCCACAUCAGCCUCAAAGUGCAGCAUGUGAUAGUAUUGUUAGAACACAGACUAAAAGUAUCCCAGCAAGUGCAUCCUCACAGAAAGUUUUACCCAAAAGAUCAGAGGCGAACUCCAGGAAGACGAGCAAAUCACAGCCUGCAACAGUAUUCCAUAGUAGUAGUGGUUCUGUCAAGCGCUCUGCUACACAUCAUAAGCAGAAAACUAAGAGGGGAUCCGCAACAAUGAGUCAAUCAACAGGCACAAACUUCCUUCCCAAAGCAAUGCACUUAGCUAGUCUGAACCUGGUCCCUCACAGUGUCGCUGCUUCAGUUGCUGCACGAUCCACCCCUCAUCAUCAAAGCAAACACACACUCUCCUCUACGGUGUACAGCACUGUCCCACUUGUGCAUCAGAUCAAACCAGCCAACCCUCAUCCACGCACGUCCAUUCACAACACAGCAGCAGGAACCUUAAACAGACUGUUGAACAAUUCCAACCCCUUGCCUACAUAUGUGCCCAACCUGAACCCCCCUGCGGAGAGCAACAUUAACCUUCCACCACGCGGAUACUGCUGCCUUGAGUGCGGGGACUCCUUUGGGGUGGAGAGGAGUCUAACAUAUCAUUACAGCAGGAGGAGUGUUCACAUCGAAGUAGGCUGUACGCACUGUGCAAAGACGAUGGUGUUCUUCAAUAAGUGUGCCUUGUUGGCUCACGCACGGGAGCAUAAGAGCAACGGCAUGGUGAUGCAGUGUACACAGCUUCAUAUGAAACCCAUAGCAGAGGAACAAAUGUUUGUUCCCCUGAGUGCUGAGCCUUUGAAUGUGGACUCGCACACCUCACCGUCACCCUUGCUUAAAAGUCAACCUGUCCUGCCUCUGUACCCAGACAAUGUCACUCGUCAUCGACUCCGCUGUUUAGAGUGUAACAAGCAGUUACCUGACUGCAAAGCACUUGCAGGCCAUUACCAGAGGCCGUCAGAAGAUGCGGAAGGACUAAUGUGUAAGGUGUGCUCCAUGCUGUUACCCAACAAGUGCAGCUUCAGAGCUCACGAACGCAUUCACGCACACAAGUCCCCUUAUUGCUGUCCUGAGUGUGGUGCCAUGAGUCGUUCUGCAGACAUACAGAAGCAUGUCAAGGAAAACUGUCUCCACUACGCUCGCAAAGCGUGGUACAAAUGUCUUCACUGUGAUAUGGUUUUCAAAACCCUCCAAGGACAAAAGACUCACAUUGAGGAGAAACACUGUGAAGUCUUUUACAAGUGCUCCGUCUGUCCAGUUGCCUUCAAGACCCCUGACAGCUGUGAAGUGCAUUUAAACAUUAAACACAAAGCUAGCAAGCUAUCCCCCCAGUUAAUUUUUAAGUGUUCGUGUGAGACAGUGUUCAAGAAGAAGCAGUUAUUGUUGCAGCAUUUUCAUCAGAAUGCUGACAGGCGGGUUACAUGUGUGUUCAAGUGUCCAGAAUGCAACUCGGUUUUCCCCCAAAAGCAGCUGUUAAUGCAGCACUUCAAGGGUAUUCACGUAGGAAACAUUACAGCAGAAACAGAGGAGCACAGUAUAGAAAUGGUCCAGCAACACAAGAGCCCAGUGAAACAGACAGAUAGUCCGAGGAAAAAGGCUACACAGGACGGCAAACCAAGAGUGAAACCCACUGGCUGGACGUGUGGGGAGUGUCUCCAGUUUUUCCAAGAACGAGACUUGUAUGUUUCUCACGUGAAGACCAAACAUGGAAAGUCCAUAAAGAAGUAUCCAUGUCGACAUUGUGAGCAGUCUUUCAACUCUGCAACCAGUCUGAGGCGACAUAUACGCAGUGACCACGAUGGAAAAAAGAAAAUCUACACUUGUUGGUAUUGCACAGAUAGCAAAACAAUAUUUACAACAAGUGUGACGUUGAAGAACCACAUCAGUCUAAUGCAUGGAAUCAAAAAUCCUGAUCUCAGCCAAAUGCCAAAAACAGCCGUCCAGGAAUCCAAAAAGGCUUUACGAAAGGGGCUUGUGUCACAAAGACCUGCCAUGGAUAACCAGGAGCGGGGUCAGGACUGCACGUCCAGCCUUGGGGCUCCUUCAGCAAAGCGUCUGAAAACAUAUUUCCGCUGUUCAAAGUGUGGCUUCAUCACGGAUGAUAGUACAAAGUUCCAGCAGCACAUACCACAGCAUAAAACUGAUGAAAACACUCCUCAGUGCCUUCACUGUGGCCUGUGUUUCACAUCUGUGUUGUCUCUCAACAGACAUCUUUUUAUUGUGCACAAAAUUAAAGAUCCCGAGGAAGGGGGGAAAAAAGAGGAAGUGGCAGAAACAGUAAAGGUUAGGGAGACGGAGCAGGAGAGUGAGCCUGACGGAUACGAAGAUACUGACGAGGUCAGAGACUCGUUAUCGGAGCUUAAUGAACCUGAGCCCUCACAGGACGGAGUGCCAGCAGGUCUGCACUGUGACAAGACCGUGGACAGUAAUUUAAAAAUGAGCACUCACUCUCAGAAAGAAGCAGUCUCCCUGAACACCUCUUUAAAGCUGCUUUAAUGUCUUUACUUUUCAUGUGAUGGUAACAGAACAUUUGAUGUUCUGGGUGGAGGUGGUACAAAGUGUUUGGGCUUUUAUUUGAAAUUUCUUUCAUAUUGAUUAGAGCCUGUGCAGUAUAUUUAAAAAAGAGCCUUCACAUUUAGUAAAGGAUAUUAUCUUAAUAAACGUAUAACUAUCUUUUAAUUAUUUUUAUUUAACAUUGCAUGUGGGUAAUAUAUUAAUCUUGCCUUCCAGACACAACUGCACACAUUUUAUUGCAGAGCCUUUUCUUAUUUCUUUUUUCCCUCCAUAUGUUUCAUCCACUUUGACCGGAGACUCAGGAAUGUCUGUUAGUGUGUAGGUCUUGUAUUGAUUGUAGUAAAAGUGGAUGGGUGGAUUUCUUUUUGCCUUUGUAAUGAAUGGUAAUUUCAAUUGCUUGCAUUUAGUCUGAAGUAUUUGAUACUUCAUUUCAACCUUAUUGGUAUUCAGCUUUCAGCUUCUAUGACAUGACCGUGUUAAAAAAAAUCCUUUGCAGUCCAAACCUAGAAUUCAAGCCUCAACUUAUAACAAAUCAUCAUUUUUGUUAUUCAGUAUUACCUUAAAGCCUUAUUUAUUUCUACUUGGUUUACUGAAGUUUAAAAUAUCUUGAGUUCAAAUAAAAGCUCACUUAGCAAAGCCUAAAUAACUGAAAUUAGGCUAAUCAUAAGACUUUGUUUUGACUAUUGAGGCAUUCUAAAAAUGCGUUUCUUCCUGUUGGAUGAACAUGUUUGAGUUUUGGAUGCAUGUGUUUAGUAAGAAAUAACCAUUUAUGUGUUCUUUUUGUUCUUUUUUUACUCAGUGUUCAGGGGUAAAAUGGAAAGGUAUUGGAUGUGCAGUGCAGCAGUGUUGAAAAUACCUCAAAUUGCCAGAAGUGUAUUUUUUUCAGGCAGGUGAAAAGUCAAUGUUAUGUCAAAUCAGGGUAUAUUGUUUUGGAUGAUCUAGAGCUGGUUUGAAAGUGAAAAUGUUUUAUAAAUUAGGCCCUGUUAACAUGAAGCUGCAUCUUUUAUUAAUAUUCAUUAUAAUAUAAUACUAGAAGUGUCUAGUAGGAAUCAACUCAGAGAAAACACAUUUCACUAUGGCGUGUCCUUGAUGUGUGCAGGUCCUGAUUUGUAAAACAGCACCUCUUGUUUUGUGUUGAGUACAUGACAGUUCCUACCUCCAUGAACAAAGGCAGUGAUUGUUAAUGAAAGGUUUUGAGGAGUUGCAGGUUAUCUCAGUGCAAUGUAAAAAAAUGAGUAUAUAAAAUGAGUAUUAUCCCACAUUAUUAAAUUUUAUAAAUUAUUUUGGGAAGGAUAUUGAGGCUAUAUGGUCAUAUUGACUGCUUGGCACGUUACCUUUUCUAUUUAAGUGCUAUACAAGCUCUUUGUUUCUCUGUUAUGUAAAGUCUUUUUGUCACCACACUGCAGAUGUUCGACUGCAGAUGCUGAAAAAGAAUGACUUGUUCACGACUUCUUCUUUUGUACUGCUUGUUGAAAGAUAUUUGUACUUUUGAUACUGUGUACAGUGAGGAGUCGUAUAGGAAAGUAACCUGUGUACAUACACUAGCCAAUGAACCCUGGAUUCACAGCAUUUCUUAAGCCAUUACAUCUAUUCAGCAUGCAGUGGCCCAUGUGCCUUGCUGUAAUGUUUACAUAAAGUACUUCAAAUUAAACUGGUGCAUUUAAUAACA